Molecule: messenger RNA, 1269 nt
Organism: Podospora anserina S mat+
Lineage: Eukaryota; Fungi; Ascomycota; Sordariomycetes; Sordariales; Podosporaceae
Exons: 2
Coding region: 1-1269 (422 amino acids)
Source: RefSeq, a predicted model, not a curated record
AUGUCGGCUACUAAGAGAAGGUCAAUACGAGUUCCAAGAACACUCCAUCGCAAACCCGGUUUAAGACACGCACCGCUCUACGGGUCUCUUGCGGGGGAGGGAAGCACCAACUUCCGGCUCAUGCGAUUACACCCCGGGAUUUUGGAUCAAGCAAUCACCUGUAGCCUGGAAGAAAUUCCUCUUAACAACGCACCGCCAUACAAAGCACUUUCAUAUGCCUGGGACAAUACUCUUGGCAGUUCAAAUUCGGGAUCAUCGCCAUCAACAAUGUGGAUAAGAUGCAACAAUGUGCCCAUACCCGUCAGUCCUAACCUAUACGCUGCCCUCCAGAGAUUGCGAAGUAAAGACAAGGUAGUAAAUCUCUGGGUGGAUGCUGUCUGUAUAAAUCAACAUGAUCCCGACGAAAGAGGCCACCAAGUGGGCAUAAUGCGGCGAAUAUACCAACAGGCUGAAGAAGUGGCGAUCUGGCUUGGGAGCAAACGGGACGAUGACGAUUUGGCAGAGGACUUCAUGCUUUCCUUAGGCCUGACAUCGCUUGACUGGACGGAUAACGAAGAGACCAAUCGAUUCUUCUGGCUAGAAUUUCUCCGCCGAUCUGAUUGCAAACGACAAUACAUAUUCGGUGGCUUUUGUGUUUUAUGGCUACUAUCGCUUGGAAUACCGGCUUCAGUUACUCCGCAUAUCAGCUCCCCUUUUGGGCAGUCUUCCUGCAUUUUGAAUGGUAUCCAGGCGAUAAUGGAUCAAGCAUGGUGGCAAAGAUCAUGGGUUCUUCAAGAGACAGUGGUGGCAGCCAAGGCUACCUGCUACUAUGCCACUUUAUCAUGUCCAUGGAACAUGAUCACGAAAGCAGCGGCGUCAUAUAUGAACGGCCAGCUUUCUACAAACAUCGACUCGGCCUACGGAUACGUAUCAUUCUUGGCACAAUUCGCACGGCAAGUAAGAGAUAUCGAGAUCAUCCGACAGGACUGGCGAAACCCAUCAAAGCUCGUUUCACUGCUUCCUCUGCUCCGACAGUUCAGGAUACGGAAUGCAACAGACCCCAGAGAUAAGGUGUAUGCACUCAUCGGCAUGGUCCAGUAUUGGGGUGGCCAACACAAGAUUGCUCCCGACUACAACCUUGACGUGACAAAUGUUUACUGGCAGGUGUCUAUCACAGUCAUCAAAAACAUGCAGUCGCUUGAGGUUCUGUGUGGCACACCAAACGCCACAAGUGACGGCGACCCACGGCUCACCCAUCCAGGGCAUCCCUCCUGGGUGAUAGACUGGUAG